GUUCUCAGCCCUGCCCCUGACAAGAUGCCAUUCAAAACACACACAAAACUUGCUGUCUGUAAGCCAACUGCCGUAAGGAGCAUCCUGUCAUGCAGCUCCUUGCUGGAGGCCAAGAAGCCAUCUUCCCGCCCAGACUGGGGCCAGUUAAAAACGCGACAAUUCCUGGUUGCUGUGGCAACAGCGUCCGCGCAGAGACAAAGCACCGCAACAGCGAACCGGCGGCAGCAGCGACCAGACUGCACCCCUUCACCUCGGCAACGGGCACGGUACAUCUUCGGUGAAAGCGAAAGAAAAACAAAACGCAAUUUAAGCGGCGGAUUAAGGAGCCGCCUAAAUAUGUGAAGACGAAUUUCUGGCGCCUGGCAUCUUCGACUGCUGCAGGAAGGAGCUUCUUUGUGUCAAUGUUUAUCCCAGUUUAAUGACUAGAUCUUCCCAAUACAUUUACCAAGCGCAUGGGCUAAUUAGAAGAUUGUACCAUUUCAAGACAAACCCAUCAUGGAUCAAGGCUGGAUUUCCAAGGAUGACAUUGAUUCAGAAAUGCAGCCUGUGCAAAACAAAGCUGAAGGAGAGGCUUAUGCUCGGCAACUUUUGGAGGGACAUAUAAAAUACAUCACAACCGUUGUGAAACAAUUAAGUAAUGAGAUAGAGGUGCUGCAAAAACAAAUUAGGAUACGAGAUGAUGCAAUCCCUAGAAGCAAUGCUGUGAUGAAAAGUCCUGAACUACAUCAUCUGAAUGGCAUUGGGGAGCUUCAAGGCAGGGUGGCAAGGUGUGAUGCAAGCAUUGCCAUAUUAACAGCUGACAUGACAUCAGUAUAUGAAGGAAUUCAGAACCUGAGCAAAGAGCAACAAAGAGCAAAACUGACCUUGGAAGCCAAAAUAAAGGAUAUUGAAGGGCAGAUUUCAGAACUUGUAAAGAGAAUUGAGGAAUCUAUCAGAGAGCAGGAAAGAAAGAUCAAGUUUAGUCGGGGACAGAACAGUGAACAGCCCCACCUGCUGGAUAUUGGUAGCCUGAAAAUGUCAGAAGUUAACUUUGAUAGGAUGAGGAGCAUAACUGAAGACAUUAAGAAUCAGGCUUUGUCCAUUUGCUUCCGUUUGGAACAGAAACUAGCUAGAAAGGAGCAGGAAUUGUUACAUCAAAUGGAACUGAUCUCCCUCACCGUGAAAGAUAAAACUGAAAACAGUGAAAAAUCCAUAGAGGAGAGGCUUAACCAACUAUCCAUGAAACUUGACAAAAUAGAGGCAAUACAAAAAAUGAACUCGGAGAUUUACAGCAUAAAAAAUGUUGAGAAGAAACUAAGUCUGAUCAUAAUAAGCAUAGAAGAGAAAAUGUGGAAAGAAAUAGACAACAUUGAAGCUGCGACUAACGCUGGGUUUUCAGCUAUUUAUGAUAGUAUUGGAUCCUUAAAACACAUACUUGAAGCAAAAAUGAAGCAGGAUAAAGACAAGUUGCAGAAACAGAUUCAUCAGAUUAAGCAAACCAUGGAUUCCAUUCCUCUGGAGCAGAGUUCAUAACAUAAUCACUGUCCAUAGUAUACAUCAUUCUAGACAUUGCCCAAUGAUAGUCGGAAACCAUUACCUUUUUAGAUGAUUAAAGCUAUUUGAUGCAGCCUGAGAAGAGGUAUUAGUAAAUGCUGAUAUCUAAUAUGUAAAGUUAACCAAGUAUGUCAGCAAAGUAGCUUCAUCUGAGCAUUGUAUAUCAAACACAAUGUGCACCUUUACCCCAAUAAAGUAACUUGUGUGUAUGUGUCUAUAAAAUUUCUGGUGCAUAAGAUGUUUUAAUGGGAUGAGAUGGAUUGAGAAUUUAAAAACAGACCAAAAGUAGCAUGGUUACACGGUGAACAGGGUUAUUUGUGCCUUUCUUGUAUAUGCCAUUAUAUGGGUUUACGAUAUUUAUGACAUAAUUCCAGAAGCCGUUUAGAAGUUCCAAAAGCUACAUAAAUUUUGAAAAUUGUGCCUUAUGUAAUUCUAGUCUCAGUUAGCAACUUUCGACAACACUGGGGCUAGAAAUACAUUUGUCUUACAUUUGGGUGUGAGGAGUUCUGAUUCGCAACCUGUCAGAAAUGAUUUGGACAGCAUGCAAAAUUUGCGUACUCCCUCUUUUCUUGAAUGUAAUGUAACCAUGAGUGGCCCCAGCACUGCCUUAGACUCCAUUGUACUUUUCAAUCUUCUCUAAGCAGCAGUAGAGUGGGGGAAGGUGGACUGAAUAGCUUUUUGAAGAAAUCAUAUUUUCAGUUUUUAAAGCAACAGUACUAUUAAAGACAAAUUACAGCAAUGUACCACAGACUGCUGGAUUUUUGAGUUACUAACCAGUGGAUUUUCUGUGUGCCUUAAGUUAAUAAUUAACUUGUAAGUAUUUCCGUAACUGUGGUGACUUCUUUCAAAACAGUUCUUGAGGCUUGGCUUUAGAUUUAUGAAUGGGUUUAUGCAUAUCACUCAUGGACUUUUGUUUAUUUUAGAUUGCUUUGUGACCCAGUGAGGUAAAUAAUAGAGCUUCAAUGUUUGUUAAAGACUUCUGGAACUUGGCUUGUAAGCUUUAGGGAAAGAUUCUUAACACUCCCUUAGAGAUGGAGACUUUGGAUUUUUGUUUUUACUUAGGGUGGGGCAGUCUUGUGAAGCCCUUGAAAUGGGAUGGCUGUAUCAACCCAUGAUGCUGAGAAGAGAAGGACAUACAGUGAACUAGAUUGCCUGAGAAUGAGGAUUUGUGUUAGUCCCAGACCAGAAGUGUUGGGAUAAAACUAUUAAGAGGUUACUUAAAGCUGAGGAAAUUGAAACUGAGGUGUAUGAUUGCUCCAGGAAGAAUCUAUUUGAGUUCCAGUCUAAAAGUUGAAGUCACAAUGACUUAAACCUACCAAGGCAUUAAAUAUAGGAGUUGUGGUGUGAGUAUUGUAUGAAUGGUAUUCUGGGUACAAUUGAGAAUCCAUUUUAUUUCAA
Molecule: messenger RNA, 2931 nt
Organism: Rhincodon typus (whale shark)
Lineage: Eukaryota; Metazoa; Chordata; Chondrichthyes; Orectolobiformes; Rhincodontidae
Product: protein FAM81A-like
Exons: 9
Coding region: 496-1512 (338 amino acids)
Source: RefSeq, a predicted model, not a curated record